Molecule: messenger RNA, 1504 nt
Organism: Cyphomyrmex costatus
Lineage: Eukaryota; Metazoa; Arthropoda; Insecta; Hymenoptera; Formicidae
Product: dehydrogenase/reductase SDR family member on chromosome X
Exons: 6
Coding region: 260-1300 (346 amino acids)
Source: RefSeq, a predicted model, not a curated record
UGUACAUAUAAUAUGUGUAUAUACAUACAUAUACAUAUAUAUAUAUAUAUAUAUGGCCUGUGACGAGGAUCGUACGCAUAACGGUUGAUGCGGCUGGAAAGUAAGGAUGCGAGACGAAUAAGAGCAGUGCCUAACGGUGAUCGGUUUGGGUAAUUUCUUACGACAUAAAUUUCGUUGCAACUUGAGUUUAAAGUUGGUGCUUCGAUUCUGAAUAUUCUUGUUCUGACGAAUUUAAAUCUGUGAACGAUUUCGUGUAAUAAUGUUAUUUGAAGCGAUAUUAAUUUGUGUCUCUAUUGUGCUCGGCAUCAUUUGCUAUCAAAAAACAUGCCUAUUCUGUCACUUAAAAUAUUAUUCCGUUGGAAUAAAGUAUUAUGGUCACGAUAUAUUCAACGCCAGACACAAUAAAAUAGAUUUACUUCCAAAGCCAAAUAGAAUUGCAAUUGUAACCGGUGGUUCUAGAGGUAUAGGAGCGGAAGUAGUUAAGCAAUUGUUACAGUGUGACAUGGAAGUUAUAAUAGCUUGUAGAGUAAUUAGCAUGGGUGAAGAUAUUGUCCUACAGAUUAGAAAAUCUGGUAUCACUAGUGGACGAGCAAAGGUUUAUAAGCUUGAUAAUUCCUCUCUAGAAUCCGUCAGAGAAUUUUCAAAGCAAAUAAAAGUGGAUUAUGAUAAAAUUCAUAUAUUAGUUAACAACGCUGGUAUUAUGUUUCCUACUAUUUGUAAAAAGACAGAAGACGGAUAUGAAGAGCAAUGGAUGGUAAAUUAUUUAUCACAUUUUUUACUAACAUCUCUUCUUCUGCCAUUAUUGAAAACUGGCGGACAUCCUGAAGAAUGUAGUAGAAUUAUUAAUGUUACUUCAUGCGCUCACGAUGUCGGCACCAUCAAUUUUGAAUACGUCAAUAAUUUCUACAAAGAAAUAGUUUGCAAGCAUAAUUCGUAUGCACAAAGCAAAUUAGCACAGACAAUGUCUACAAUAACAUUGCAGAAAUUCUUUAAAGACAAAUCGUUGAAUAUACUAGUAUAUGCUGUACAUCCAGGUAUAGUGAAAACAGAUUUAUUCAAAGAGACUAUAUUAGGCUGGAACAAGUGGAUUAUGGUUGGAUGGAAGACAGCUGAUCAAGGAGCAACUCCAAUAACGUAUGCUGCAAUUAGCAAAGAUAUUGAAAGAAAAGGUGGGAUAUAUAUUAGUAAUUGUAAAGAAAUGGCUGUUCCUUCGUUAGCACUCGAAAAAACAACCCAGGAACAAUUAUUUGAAUUAUCUUUAAAACAAACACAUUUAGAAAAUUUUUUCCAAUAUUUGUAACGAAAUACAUUCCUUAUUCCACGUCUUAUUAAAUAAUUCGUUCAUCAUUGAAUGUAUCGCGCGCGCGCGCGCGUGCACACAUACUUAUAUCAAUAAAUUUAUAUUAAAAAUUAAUUUUUUUUACAUUUGAAACAUUCAUGCGUCUAUUCUAAUUCUAACCGCGAGAAAAUGCAAAUAACCAAUUAUACACGCAAUACCAUUGAA